AUGGCGACCAAUAACUUACCUGUUGAGCUGUGGCUCGUUGUUUUUUCUUUCACCGAAGUCCUUGAAUUUUCCUUGAAUGACCUAGCUGCACUGUGCCGGGUGUGCAUUGGCUUCCAUCAUGCAGUAGUUGACUCUCUGUAUGAGUCCAUCACGGUCGACAAGUCUGAUGUCUGCACUACCCUUGCAGAGCGUCCCCAUCUUGCAGAGAAAGUCAAAUCAUUCAUCUUUACAUAUCCAACUAUUACAGGCCCUCAAAAAUAUGACCUCCCUCUCGACACUCAAGCUUAUUCAUUCCCAAAGCACUACUCAUCUGUCCUUCGACACUGUGACGCCAAACUUCUCGUUUUUCAUUGCACCUAUGAUGUCGACCGCCAAUUGCUAUCCUUCUUAAACAAGCAGGAUAACAUCCGUGAUCUUGCUAUUAUUGGCGAUCCAAUACUAGAUCAAGAUACUUUCUUCGAGCUCCCGGAAAUACUUUCUCCCACAUCUCUGCCACAUCUAACAGAAAUCUCUGCUUCCCUCUCUUUUUUACGCGUCCUUGUCCCUGGGCGCCCGGUUCAAACUGUGCGGUUCAAGAGCUACCAUGCACAUUUUCAGUCCUCGAAAUGGGGUCUCGAUGAUAUUGUCAGCCACUCCACGGUGCCUGUCAGGCAUGUGGGACUUGAUCUCACGAUUUGGCCCUUGUCAGUACUACACGAGCCUCGCGCACUACUUCCAAAGCAUGUCGAGGAAAUCACACUGACGGGUUUUGCUACUGGGCGCCCAUUUACAAUUGGGGGACUCAGAAUUUGGGAUUGGGAAUAUGAUGUACAUCUCAUACUGGCAAGCACACCGAGUUUGAAAAGGCUGACAUUCUGGAUGGAGGGAGAGCGAGAAGACGCACGCGUAUGGGCUCGACUUCUCUUCCAGGAGUUCCAUGAUAAGCUGUCCCAUCUUGAGCAGGUCUCAUGUGUGAUUGCUGGACCAGACAUGUCAACAUCGUUCGACUUCUUUGAGGAAAAGCCGGGUUGCCUCCUGAUUGGGCCUCAUGAGGAUAAUCAAACUCGGGGCCAUCGAGCCGCGAAUGACAUUCGGGAGCUCAUGCCAUUUCCUAUCUUUUGUUGUCGGACUGGCGAGAAGGACCUUUGCGAUCGAAAGGUAGGGAAGACCCUCCAGCUUGAUCGCAGGGACAUAGAGACAUUCAGGCCCAGGGAUGGAUGAGAACGAGGGCAAAGUACCCAGAAUGGCCCUGGCCCUGAACCAAUGUGUGUAUGCCUAUCUUCGACCCCAUGGAGGACACCUUUCAAAUUGUACUACGUUGUCUGACUAUCCUCUCAAUUAAACAUGCCAAGUCCCGUGAGUGGGGGACUUUGCUUGCCUAAAAACACGACACCUC
This is a messenger RNA of Suillus subalutaceus, 1375 nucleotides long. RefSeq lists its product as uncharacterized. Bases 1 to 1200 code for a protein of 399 amino acids. The record is from RefSeq and is a predicted model, not a curated record. NCBI's taxonomy places the organism in Eukaryota, Fungi, Basidiomycota, Agaricomycetes, Boletales, Suillaceae. The transcript has 4 exons.